CUAGCAUUGUAAUAUUCAUUUUGUUAGACCAUCCAACAACAGAGGCAGUUGUAUCGCUUAAAAGUGAACUAUCCAGGCAAAACAUUUCUUAUUACUGCAGUUUUACUGUUUAAAUAAGGAGUGCAUCUAUUAUUCAUGAAGAUCGGGAAUUCCUUUUAUUUAUGGUUCUGAUGCCAAGCUAAAUCGAGAGUAACGUUUGGUUCUUGGCAUGAUGUCACAUUCAUUGUAUGCUAGACGUGGACCAGCGGAAACCCUGAAUGAAGAACAGAUAGAAGAAUUCCGAGAAGCCUUCUACUUGUUUGACAGUGAUGGUAAUGGGGCAAUAACAACAAAGGAACUAGGACAUGUUAUGCGAAGUCUGGGACAGAACCCAACCGAGGCUGAGCUUCAAGAUAUGAUUAAUGAAGUCGACAUUGAUGGAAAUGGCACAAUUGAUUUCCCUGAAUUUCUCAAUAUGAUGGCAAGGAACAUGAUAGACUCGGAGGGCGAAGAGGAAAUCAAAGAAGCAUUUCGAGUUUUUGACAAAGAUGGUAAUGGACACAUAAGUGCAGCUGAACUACGUCAUAUCAUGACAAACUUGGGCGAAAAACUAACAGACGAAGAAGUGGACGAAAUGAUCAAAGAAGCCGACAUUGAUGGGGACGGACACAUCAAUUAUGAAGAAUUUGUUAAAAUGAUGCUGAAAUAGAUGAAAAGGCAUGGAACAAUUUUGUUAAUUAUCAUUUCGGCAGAUAUCUGAAAAGCCUUAAUUAGCUAUCAAACCAUACGAGCGCAAUGAAAAACGGCAAAUUUUGUCAUGGUGAACUGGAUAUAUUGACUAAUGACAACGACUGCAGUUGCUGUAUGCCUUUGAGUGGUAAAAACUGACAUACGAUUUGUUAACAAUUAGACGCCAGUGCUAUAUUUUGUAUUCAGAAGAUGUUAUUUUCA
Rhopilema esculentum is the source of this 930-nucleotide messenger RNA. RefSeq lists its product as uncharacterized. Lineage: Eukaryota; Metazoa; Cnidaria; Scyphozoa; Rhizostomeae; Rhizostomatidae. Gene Ontology annotation, cellular component: myosin II complex. Gene Ontology annotation, molecular function: calcium ion binding. The record is from RefSeq and is a predicted model, not a curated record.